CCGUCCAAUAAUAUCAGAGCAGAAAUGAUGCUGCUCGCGCUUGCGGUAAAGAUAGACAAGAGGAAAGGACUCGUAGCUAGGUCAAGGUUUUGCAAAAAAGCAGAUGCUCUAAAUAGACGCGCACAGAGCCCACGGGAGCGCGGAUCCGCAUACCUGUGCAGUUUUGUCCUGCAUGCUAUCAUGCUGUAAGCAUCAACAAUACCAGCGAUGCAGUGUGGAUGACAGCCGUUCGAGCCGAGCGGCGGUGCGGUUAGACCAGUUCUGUCACUUCCUCUUUGACGUGUGCGUGUUUUUGACUGUCAGCGAGCGGAGGACUUGACUUCGAAUGGAAUGCGCGGAUCAAAGCGUCGGCCUGCCCUUUCCUGUCUUAUUUAGUCGGCUAAACUGCUAGCCGACUGCUCGCGCGCACAGUACACAGCGGGGGGAAAUAGCGUCGCACGGACCCGGAGCCACGUCGACGUCAACCGGGAUGUGCGUGAGCUAAAGCCGCGGAAAGCCGAUGGCCGCCCCGCUCUGACUCGAGCUGAAUUUCCCGCGGCAACGGUUUAAGAAAUGAGCUCGGCCUGUCCUCUCUGAUGAACUCGAGCUGAGGGCAGUCCUGCUGGAUUUACCCCCCGACCCAGCAGAGUUCGCAGCCGCCGCCCCGCUCCACGGCCAACAUGCUGAUCAAAGAGUACCGCAUCCCCAUGCCCAUGAGCGUGGAGGAGUAUCGCAUCGCUCAGCUCUACAUGAUUCAGAAAAAGAGUCGUGAGGAGAGCGAAGGCGAGGGCAGCGGGGUGGAGAUCCUGGAGAACCGGCCAUAUACAGACGGGCCGGGCGGUUCGGGUCAGUACACCCAUAAGGUCUAUCACAUCGGCCAACACAUCCCCAGCUGGUUCCGCUCCAUCUUACCCAAAGCCGCUCUUCGUGUGGAGGAGGAGUCCUGGAACGCUUACCCAUACACCCGCACACGAUACACGUGUCCUUUUGUCGAAAAGUUUUCCAUCGAUAUCGAGACGUACUACAAACCGGACACGGGAACUCAGAAUGACGUCUUCAACAUGUCUGGUGCUGAGAGGAGACAGCGGGACGUAGAUCCCAUCGACAUUGUGAAAGAUGUCAUGGCCCUUCACGAGUAUCUAGCUGAAGAGGACCCUAAACUCUACAAGUCAGUGAAGACCCAGCGCGGUCCCCUGAACGAUGACUGGAUUGCAGAAAUCAACAACAACCCCGGGAAAAUGCCCGUCAUGUGUGCGUACAAGCUGUGCAAAGUGGAGUUUCGUUACUGGGGCAUGCAGUCCAAGAUCGAACGCUUCAUUCAUGACGUGGGGUUGAGAAAGGUGAUGGUACGGGCUCAUCGGCAGGCCUGGUGCUGGCAGGACGAGUGGUACGGUCUGACCAUGGAGGACAUCCGACAUCUGGAGCUGGAGACACAGCUGGCCCUUGCGAAGAAGAUGGCUCAGUACAGCUGCAAUGAAGAGGGAGGCGAAAACAACGGCAUGGUCACAAGCCCCGAAAAAGAGCUGGAAGCCAAAGAGGCCAUCGGCUCCAUCGAAGCAGAGAACACGUCCAGAGGACUGGGAGAUACUCUGCAGGCCAGAGGAGAGCUGACAAAACAAUGGUCCACCUCCUCCAGGUCCUCACGCUCCUCCAAGAGAGGUGGAAGUCCUUCACAACACAGUAUCUCAGAAUGGCGCAUGCAGAGCAUAGCCAGAGACUCAGAGGACAGCACAGAUGAUGAGUUCUUCGAUGCUCACGAGGAUUUCUCUGACAACGAGGAGAUCUUUGCCAAGGAGAUCACCAAAUGGAACUCCAAUGACAUGAUGGAUAAAAUCGAGAGCACAGAGGCAGAGGAAGCUCAGGGUGAAUUCUGUGAAUCUGGCGCUGCCGUUGUGGAGCGGCUUGGCGAGGAUUGCUCCUUACAGCAGGGCUUACAACCCUCAAAGAUCCACGUCCUCAUCCUCAUCCUGCACGGAGGAAACAUCCUGGACACGGGAGGAGGAGACCAGAACAGCAAACAGUGUGACGUCAACACCAUCAGCGGUGCGUUUGAUGCCGUCAUGAGAGUUCACUAUCCCAAUGCUUUGGGUCGCAUCGCCAUACGUCUGGUGCCGUGUCCGGCCGUGUGUUCCGAAGCGUUCUCUCUGGUGUCAAAUUUGAGUCCGUAAAGCUAUGAUGAAGGCUGUCUCUCUAACAGUCAGGAUCACAUCCCUCUCGCUGCCCUGCCCCUAUUGGCCACCUCAGCACCACAGUACCAGGACGCCGUGGCGACGGUCAUUGUGCGAGCCAAUCAGGUUUACGGUGACUUCAUCAAAUCCCUGGAGGGGUCUACUUUCACCGGCCAAGUGUGUCUGAUCGGAGACUGUGUUGGAGGAAUUCUGGGAUUUGAUGCUCUCUGCAGCAGUAACAUCACAGUGUCUGAGAGUCAGAACAGCAGCCGCAGGGGCAGUAUCGUCAGCGUGCAGGACAAUGAUCUUUUAUCUCCAGGCAUCAUUAUAAACAGCACACACUGCUCGGGAUCCGGCUCGGGUUUAUCUCUGGAGGGCAGCCGUCACCUCAGCCGCAGUAAUAUAGACAUCCCACGCUCUAGCGGUCCAGACGACCCCAAAAAACAGCUGCCACGGAAACGCAGCGACUCCUCCACUUACGAGCUGGACACCAUCAAACAGCACCAGGCCUUUCUGUCCAGUCUGCACUCCAGCGUCCUGCGGAACGAUCCGGGUUCACGUCGCUCCAGUAGCAGUACGAUGCUGGAGGGAGGCGGAGCUCUGGGGAAGUUUGACUUCGAUGUGUCUGACUUCUUCCUCUUCGGCUCUCCGCUGGGUCUGGUUCUCGCUCUGAGGAAGACCGUCGUUCCCUCUCUGGAUGUGGCUCACCUCCGGCCGGCGUGCCAGCAGGUGUAUAAUCUGUUUCACCCCGCGGAUCCGUCCGCCUCACGUCUGGAGCCUCUGCUGGAGAAGCGCUUCCACCUGUUGCCUCCGUUCAGCGUGCCGCGAUACCAGCGCUUCCCUCUGGGCGACGGCCAAUCGGCACUGCUGGCGGAUGUGAUGCACUCUCACAGCAUCAUGUUUUCAGAUCACUCCAGUCCUUCAUCUCCGGCAUCUAUACCGGCCUUCCGUGGUACCCGGAGAGCCAGCGAGACCAGCAUCGCCAGCCAGGUGUCGGGUUUAGCGGACAGUUACACCGCAUCAAACAUCGCCAACAUCGCUGCACGCUGGUGGGGCACUAAACGUGUAGAUUUUGCUUUGUAUUGUCCUGAUGCUUUGACUGCCUUCCCUACCGUGGCUCUACCUCACCUGUUUCACGCAUCAUACUGGGAAUCAACAGACGUCGUGUCUUUUCUGCUCAGACAGGUUAUGAGACAUGAGAAUUCCAGUAUUUUGGAACUGGAUGGGAAGGAAGUCUCAGAAUUCACUCCGUCCAAACCGCGGGAGAAAUGGAUGAGGAAGAGGACACACGUGAAGAUCAGGAACGUUACGGCAAACCAUCGUGUGAAUGAUGCCGUGUUUACAGAGGACGGUCCUCAGGUGGUCACGGGGCGUUUCAUGUACGGUCCAUUGGAUAUGGUCACGCUAACAGGAGAAAAGGUUGACAUCCACAUCAUGACCCAGCCUCCGUCUGGUGAGUGGGUGUACUUUGACACUGAACUGACCAAUAGCAGCGGCCGAAUCUCGUACGUGAUUCCUGAGAGUAAGAAACUGGGAAUUGGAGUGUAUCCUGUUAAAAUGGUGGUCAGGGGUGACCACACGUCUGCUGACAGCUACCUGACGGUUCUGCCGUGCGGCACUGAAUUUGUCGUGUUCAGCAUCGAUGGCUCUUUCGCAGCCAGCGUGUCCAUUAUGGGCAGUGACCCUAAAGUCCGCGCGGGGGCCGUUGAUGUGGUCAGGCACUGGCAGGAUCUGGGUUAUCUGAUCGUGUACGUGACUGGACGGCCGGACAUGCAGAAGCAGCGUGUGGUAGCGUGGCUUUCACAACACAAUUUCCCUCAUGGAAUCGUGUCGUUCUGUGACGGUCUAGUGCACGACCCCCUCCGACACAAAGCCAACUUUCUCAAGUGUCUCAUAACUGAGGCACAUAUGAAGAUCUUUGCUGCCUAUGGCUCUACUAAAGACAUCUCGGUUUACACGUCACUGGGUCUGACUCCAUCCCAGAUCUACAUUGUGGGAAGACCAACAAAGAAAAUGCAACAUCAGUGUCAGUUCAUCACAGAUGGUUACGCGUCUCACCUGUCACAGCUGGAGUACAAUCAGAGGUCCAGACCUGCCAAGACAGGAAGUACUCGUAUGGUCCUGAGGAAAGGCAGUUUCGGGCUGGGCGGCAGCAACGACUUCCUGCGCAAGCGCAAUCACCUGAUGCGUACCAUCUCCUCACAACCCACCCCCUCCACUCCCGUCGUGCAGCUGGGCCGUCCCGAACGGGCCCAGAGCCAAUCAGAAUGCGACCGAGAGCGGGCUGAGCGUGCCCAGAGAAGCAUGAGCAUCGCCGCCGGCUGCUGGGGCCGAACCAGCAAACUGGAGGGCGGAGCUCUGAGCCCAAAAUAGGCUCCACCCACCGGGUUUAAAAUCGAGAUUGAUUUAUGGUCACAGUAUUACAACAAACUCUGUGAGCAAACCUCAAGGCUUUAGUGUUGUUGCAUGAGAGUCGUUUGAGAAAAUGAGAAUUCUUUUUGUUUUAAGUCCAGCAGCCAAACAUUUUCAAGAAAACGAAAAUUAGCGCCUUAAGCAUCGCUCUGGGUCCCGGCCCUCACCUCUGUCCUGAUUGAAUGUACUGUUCGGACGGAAACACCUUGGACUCCUCCCUUUCACCGUCAUCCAGGAACAUUACACCCCGCUACCCUUUCAGACCGUGCCUCCUCUUACCUGCUCAGGGCAGCCAUGAUCUUGAGAAGUUGGUCAGACCCAGAGGCCGUCUCUCGUCCCUCUUGUUCUCACGGAGUACUCCGUUUCUCUCCCGGCGGCAUCUCCGAGUGGAAUCCCAGCAGCUUUCGGCAAUAAGGAUCCAACCCCAUCACAUGAAAACAUGCAGGCCUUAUGAACGGACGCUCGUUCUCAACCGAGCAACUAUCCCUUUACCAGGCCAUCUGCUUGCAAUAUCUACGAGACGUCUGCCGUUUCUCGGUCCUGUCCUCUGGACACUCUCGGCACGGCUGCUGGGUCACUCUCAACAUAUUUCUUUUUUCUUCAACUUCUGAGCCACCAAAAAACAAUCGUAAGCACACGUGGGAUUUCACGCCACACCCACUGAAGUCAAAAAGCGUCUUUGAAACCCUGGAGAAAAUCUCCCAUUUCCACCCGUGCAGCUGGCAUGCUCCGCCGCAAACUCAAACGAUCGUUUUUUUCCGCCAAGAUUUGGAUGGAGACGGAUUCCACAUGUUCUCAAUCAUUUCCUCUGAACCUCUUUGCACUCAUUCCCCGGUGAUCGGGGGGAGCGAUUCGAUCGAUCGCCCGCCUGAUACCACCGAUGGCCAAAUACACUUCAUUUGAAACGCUGUAGUCCUGCAACUGCAUCACCUCAUUGUUGUUUUGCACUAGUGGAAUAGUGGACGUCCUCUUAUCACGUCAUGUGACCCUCAUCAUGUGCGCACGCACGAUCAAAUAUUUCUCCAAGAUAUAGGAAACGAAAAAAACGUGAGAAAUGUGCCAAAACCAGGCGGUCGGACGGUGGGAACCCGAGCGGAGUGUUGGAUGUGUUGUAGCAAAGUUUCCAGGGCGGAGUGUGUACAUACGCUGUGUUUGGAUGGCGCGUGUAUAAUGUUUUAUAGAUUUUAGAUCAUUUUAGAUCAACUCAAGUCCUUUGAAGUUCAGUAAUCGAUGAUAUUGUUCAUAUGUAAGUGAUUUGAGAUCUCUAGAAAUCGUGCUCUUAAUUUUAUGAUUUUAGAUGGGACAGCAUGACCGAGUCGGGUGUUGAAUUGUUAGUUUGUUUAACGCUGCCAUGCACACACUGGAAUAGCCAUUCUGCAUGUACGCCGGGGCUUCCCAUCCGAAGCGAUGGUUUCCAACCCGGCUGAUGGUUUUUGUCGUUCAUCCAGAGCGGCUGUUGCGAAAUGAAUGGGACUUAAACGCGUGUAGAUACUGUAAAAGAUGUAAAUUUCACUACAUAGGAUAUGUUACGGUCAGAAUCUAUUUAUUUCUGUAGCUUCGUUAGAUGAUAGAUAUUUCAGGUUUGACUGUAUUCCACGUCUCGCUUUACUUUUUGUCUGACGCUUCUUUUAAGGACCAAUGACGUGCGUCCUUGUGCAUAAUCGUCAACAGUGUUUCUGUAGCAAAAUUCUAUAGAGAACGCCACCGUACCGCACGGACAAUCACAUGUGUUCAGACACACACACACACACACACACGUGUACAAACACAUGUGCAGAUGUUCUGGAGAGCGAUCGUACUUUGGAAAACGGGGUUUUAAUUUCCACUUAAUGUGAAGGGGGUUAUGAACGUUUAUUAACAUGGUUCAUCUUUCUGUGAGUUUUAAGUUGAUGCUGUGUGAUUUUCAUCUUUAAAAUGUUCUGUUUUUAAGUUUAUAUUUAGACUAGUAUUACUAGUCUUUGUAAGUAACGUGAACAGGUUUUGUUGUCUGUUCGAUACUAGACAUCAGGGCAAAUAUUCAGAAAAAUUUGAAAAAAUGUUGAAUAAUUUGAAUGUUUUCCAUUUUAAAUUGAUUCUUUAUAUUGAAAUUGUCAUUUUUUCCACCAUACGUUCGUUUUCCAUAUCAGAACAGAUUUACUUCUGCAACCUGUUACGCUUUCUUAAUACCGGCCUUUUUUCACAGAUGCUGGUCAAGUUCAUGAAUUUUAUUUAUGAAUCGAAGGUUUUUGUGUCAUUUGGCGGUUUGUGCCACACUUCUGCACACGUUUUCUGCAGCAGAUAUUCAUUGAAAGAUUGCGGGCUAAUGUACAAGUAUUAUAUCCUCAGAUAAACCAGAUUAUAGACACUUUUCUAUUUUGCAUGACACAGCAUAUCUUUCGUACACUUUGCUGUAUUCAGUAAUGGGCCACUAUACCGGACAUACCUCCAGUUUGUAUCUACGAAUAUGCUGUUGUCUCUAUAUAACAUCAUAUUACUACCAAAUAUUUAUCUUGGCAAUCCCAAACCAUAUUUUUAAACACUGACAUGGUGAGAUUUUCAAGUGUUGGCGUUAUGUUGGAAUUAGAGUGAAAGUACUGUUUUCAAUAAACACGGCAGAACUUUUGGACAUGUACACCAAUCAAUAGACAAAUUGGAUUCACAAUUUUUCCUGUUUGUUGCCAAAACGCUGUAUGAAGGAAACAUGUUUUGCUGAUGAUGAGUGACACACAACUGAACUGUGACACUUCUGUCGUGUCGGUGUUGAUCUCAACCGACUCGCUCUCUUACAGUUUUCUUACCCGGCCGGUGGUUCAGUGCUCUCAUAUGUAUAGCUGUAUGUAAUGUGAAUUAAAUGCAGUUGGACAACUGUGCAUGUCUUCUGACUCUUCUAUUG
This is a messenger RNA of Triplophysa rosa, 7431 nucleotides long. Its product is annotated as membrane-associated phosphatidylinositol transfer protein 2. Gene Ontology annotation, biological process: phospholipid transport. The transcript is spliced from 24 exons. The record is from RefSeq and is a predicted model, not a curated record. Lineage: Eukaryota; Metazoa; Chordata; Actinopteri; Cypriniformes; Nemacheilidae. Gene Ontology annotation, cellular component: cytoplasm. Gene Ontology annotation, molecular function: metal ion binding; phosphatidylcholine binding; phosphatidylcholine intramembrane carrier activity.